Messenger RNA from Porites lobata, 618 nucleotides. Lineage: Eukaryota; Metazoa; Cnidaria; Anthozoa; Scleractinia; Poritidae. The record is from the annotation of a GenBank genome assembly.
AUGAUACAGAAUUUGAGGGAUCAUUGCCCAUUGGUUAAACAGGUGUGGCUUGCAGACGACUCAGCUGGAGGAGGGAGUAUAGUGCAGUUAUACAACUGGUACAGGCAAUUGAGUAAGGAAGGUCAAAAGUUUGGUUACCUUGUGAAUGGGACAAAGAGCUGGCUUAUUGUGAAGUCUAGGGAACUCGCGGAGGAAGCAAAGAGGGUGUUUGGAGAGGAAGUCAACAUAACGACUUAAGGUCAGCGCCAUCUGGGAGCAGUUACUGCGUCGCAAGAAUACAAAGAUCAGUAUUGUGAGGAGAAGGUUCGUGCAUGGAAAGAGGAAAUCGAACGUCUCUCUGAAAUAGCGAAGAGCCAGCCCCAUGCGGCGUAUAUUGCUUUCACAAAAGGCUACAAGUCGAAGUUCACCUACUUCAUGCGCACGAUUGAAUCGUUUGAAGUUUAUGUCGAUCCAAUCCAGGAAGUGAUUGAAGAUUUACUACUCCCAACUUUGUUCGGUCAAUCAGAGCCUCUCCCUAACCAGUUACGCAGACUUGCUACCUUAGCAACGGGUCAAGGGGGUCUAGGCAUUCCUGAUCUGAAUCCGAGGCACCGCAGCAGUUUGCUGCCUCGAGACUAA